UAACAAGCGCCAUGAACACACGUGGACCACACCUCACACUUCGAUGCAUCGUCACCAUCACUGGCGAUUAUAGAUGGCAUUCCAACUUGAACCUGACAUCGUGAAAUGCAUCCUCACAUGGGUACCGGACUUCGAAAGUCUAACGUCAGUGGUGUUAACCUCGAAGGCUAUCUACGAUGUCUAUCGUGCACAUUCCGCCCUGGCUCAUCGAGGGGUGGCCAACAAUCUUCUCGGCCCAGCCUUGCCCCAUGCGCUCCGUUAUAUCAGAUGCAACAGGAACUGUUUGGAGAAUAGGCCUGUCCGGGAGUUUCUUGCUGAGAAUCAACUUCAAAACAGCUACCCUCUUUCGAAUGACGAUAUUCGUGGCCUGGCUAAAAUCGCCUCACAAAUCCAAGAGCUCGAAGACAUAUUCAGCUGGAGAGAAAAAAAUAAUCAAUUUCGAACGACUCGACUCUCUGCUGCAGAGUCGUACCGCUUUCGACGUGCCUUGCUCAGAAUGUGCCUACUGGCUUGUCUUCAUGCGACCACCGGCCACCGACAUGAUAAUGAGACAGAAGACAGAAUCAGAGAAAUGCAGCGGCAGUUUUUCGACGCAUUACCCACCCCCGAGCUCAAAGAGAUCAAGAGGUUAAAUACCUUCCUUGGCCGCCUGGCCCAGUGGGCUUCCAAUGCUUAUUCCUUUACCAAAAUCGGUGGCAGCUAUCUGUCUCUACUUGACAUGUUUUUGGGCGCUUAUAGCGGCAAACUGUCCCAACCUGCUGCUGACAUGUACGACAUUCCACAAGGUCUGAAUGACUUUCUCUUCCUUGCUCUGGACGACGUCCUUUUGAGUCGGAAUCUGCGUAAGGACAUAGCGGAGGAAACUAUACUCGACCAAGCACCGGUGGACAUCUUCGAAUGUUAUCACUGCCAUUCGAAGCUUUUGAGGAAAUUUCUUUGGGGUCCAACAGACUGGGAAUGCCUCCGAGGUUAUGUAAAUCCCGAUUGCAUGCGUUCAUUCUUGAAGGGUCGCCUAUCCGGAUACAUAAGGGAGGCAGAUACUUUCCAUGAUGUUUGGAGGAAGCACCCGUACGAUUUGCUGAUAAGCGAGGUCUUCUAUCACACCAACACACCAUAUGAAUUCUUACUCUGUAUGGAGUGCCUCUGUCGAUUCCUGAGUGAUCACCUGCACAAGUGGUACAUAGUGUGGAAACGAAAGCAUGCACUACCUCUUCAAACAAGUGACUGCUGGUACGGCUACAACUGCAGGACUCAAACGACCAACCCGUCGCAUGCUGCAACGCUCAACCACUGGUGCGAACCAACUUGUGGUGAUCCAGUGCCGAGCAUUGCGAAGCCGCCUUUCAAGGCAGAAUUUUGAGUUGCCAUUAU
Molecule: messenger RNA, 1371 nt
Organism: Pisolithus orientalis
Lineage: Eukaryota; Fungi; Basidiomycota; Agaricomycetes; Boletales; Pisolithaceae
Exons: 7
Coding region: 74-1360 (428 amino acids)
Source: RefSeq, a predicted model, not a curated record